AUCGACUCCGAGUGUUCCUUAGUUCUCAUCGGACGGGAGCAAGAUGACGAUGAGAAGGCUUGCUUCGGUUUCGCCACUUCUAUGUCGAGCUUUCGCUAGGAAAAACCUAUUGGAUAGAUCCUCCAAGUCUCAGAUAAAUGUGAUCCGCUGUUACUGUGAUCGAUCUCAGCAGCCUUCUCCAAGGCGUCCAGGACCACUUAAAGUCUAUAGGAGUUUAGUUGAGGAAGGAAAGCUCCAAUAUGAUCCUUACCAGGAAAGUGUGGCUACUGAAUUGGAAAACUUACUUGGGAGGUUGGAGCAGUAUGAGAAAGAUAUGGAGCAAUUCCAUAUUAACCUGGCCAAUUGGGAGAAGAACCGGGAGGAUGAGCGGCGCAAGCUUUUGAUGGAGGAAGCUGAGCUCAAACAAAAGGGUGGUGUUUGGACUACAGUAAAUAAACACCGAAAUAAGCUUGUUGAGAAAUGGAUUUCACGGAAAAAAAAUGAGAACAUAGAACCAGGGGUUGGAAAAUGGGUGUCUUACCUUAAUCGGGAAAAGAAGUUGGAUUCACUAGUUGGCCGCCGACCAGUUGCCCCUCCGGCCCCAAAAGGACUGUAUUUAUAUGGAAAUGUUGGAAGUGGAAAAACAAUGCUUAUGGACAUGUUCUACAGUGCCACCGAAGGUAUUGUUAAACAUCGACGGAGGUUUCACUUUCACGAGGCUAUGCUUGAAAUACAUGAGCAUAUGCAUAAGAUAUGGAAAAACCAAGUUGAGGAGAAGUCCUUGCAGUCUGGUAUUUCUAGCUGGAUUAUGAACCUUCCAUUUGACAAUAAAGUAAAACAGUGGCUGGCUGCAGAAGAAAGAUAUAUGCAAGAAGUACAGAUGAAGAAUAUCCUUCCUACUGUGGCAGAUAAGUUUCUUGUAGAUCGGCAAAUGAAUCAGAGAGGAGCAAGUAUUCUUUGCUUUGAUGAAAUACAGACUGUUGAUGUAUUUGCUAUUGUGGCCUUAUCUGGAAUUUUAAGCAGAUUGUUGAGUACUGGAACUGUUCUUGUGGCUACUAGCAAUAGAGCACCACAAGAUUUGAAUCAGGAUGGCAUGCAGCGAGAGAUCUUCCUAAAAUUUGUCGCGAAGCUGGAACAGCACUGUCAAAUUGUUGCGGUUGGAAGUGAGAUUGAUUAUCGCCGUUACAUAGCAAAAAGAUCCAUAGACCAGUGGCCACUCUCAGACUCGAAGCCACAUUCUCACGCUUGCCAGCCUGAGAUUUUACCAUUAUGCCUAGUUCACUACUUCUGGCCUUUAGAUAGCCAUGCUGUUAAAGAAUUUGAUAAAAUAUGGUGCAAAAUCAUCAAUAAAUCUGGAGGAAGGAUUAGUGCUACUACCAUUCCAGUGAUGUUUGGAAGAACUUUGGAGGUUCCUGAAAGCUGUAAUGGGGUAGCAAGAUUCACAUUCGAAUAUCUAUGUGGUCGCCCGGUAGGGGCAGCAGAUUAUAUUGCAAUAGCUAAAAACUAUCACACAGUCUUUAUAUCUGACAUUCCUGUGAUGAGUAUGCGCAUUCGCGACAAGGCCCGGAGAUUUAUUACACUUAUUGAUGAACUGUACAAUCACCAUUGCUGCCUAUUCUGUACGGUAGCUUCUUCUAUUGAUGAUAUAUUUCAGGGAACAGAUGAGGGGACACUUUUUGAUUUGGAAAGUUUCCAAUUUGAAACAGAGAUAGAAGGUACGAGGCUUCGUAGAGAUGUGUUAGCAAAAGGUAGUGUGGGUUCAGGUGGUUCACCAGCUGGUAUUGCAUCCCUACUAUCUGGUCAAGAAGAAAUGUUUGCCUUCCGCCGAGCAGUGUCACGCUUAAUUGAAAUGCAGACUCCACUGUACCUGGAAGGAGUUUGUUCGCUUCAUCCAUUUUUUCGGAACCAACACAAAGAACUAUCCAGUGAUCGUAGAUGUUCCUUGCAACCUCAAUCAUAAUCGUGACCCUUGAAUUUCAUUGUGACUGCUUCCCAAUAUAAUUCUAACUUCAUUUGUUUUCAUCACUCUCACCAUCUUUCUUACCUCCCCUUCACCCCGGUUAGGCAACUAAAAUAGUGGUGGAAGGUGCUCCUAAGAACACUUGUCUAUGUUAAAUAAAUAAAUAUAUAUAUAUAUAUAUUUGUAAUAUUUAAUAUGGUAAUUGUGUUUUACAGAAUCAUCAA
Messenger RNA from Nelumbo nucifera (sacred lotus), 2163 nucleotides. Its product is annotated as AFG1-like ATPase family protein. The record is from RefSeq and is a predicted model, not a curated record. Gene Ontology annotation, molecular function: ATP hydrolysis activity; ATP binding. NCBI's taxonomy places the organism in Eukaryota, Viridiplantae, Streptophyta, Magnoliopsida, Proteales, Nelumbonaceae. Gene Ontology annotation, cellular component: cytoplasm; mitochondrion.